Hydra vulgaris (swiftwater hydra) is the source of this 1251-nucleotide messenger RNA. Its product is annotated as carbohydrate sulfotransferase 11. Gene Ontology annotation, biological process: carbohydrate biosynthetic process. Gene Ontology annotation, molecular function: sulfotransferase activity. The record is from RefSeq and is a predicted model, not a curated record. Gene Ontology annotation, cellular component: membrane. Lineage: Eukaryota; Metazoa; Cnidaria; Hydrozoa; Anthoathecata; Hydridae.
UAAACAUGGAUGCUUAAGGACAGAUCACUUUUAUAUAUCUGUUUAAUAUGUUUAUAUUAUUCUUUCAAUUUAAUGAUAUAAAGUAAACUAAAUGCACACAAAUUUAACUCAAGAAUAAAAAGAUAAUAUUUAACAGAACGUUUUCAAAAAAAUUAUGAACAAUUAAAAGUAAACACAGUGAACUAAGUCUAUACAAAGAAAGCUACGCAAAAAGCAUGAUGCCAUUUUGCAACUUUUAUUUCGUUAGCAUCUUUUUCAUUUUAUUUUUUACAUUUAUGACUUUUAUCGCAUAUAUAAAAUACAGCGGAAAUAUAGAUAAAAUACUAUGGAUAGAGAAUAGCCAGACUCUAAAGUUGAAAGAGUUUCAUGUGAGCAAAAAUCAAGAAAAACGAAUCAACCAAUUGCAAUUGUUUUGUUUGUCAAAACCAAAAAUAGACUUGCUAAAAUUCAUAAGAUCAAGAGAAAACAAAGGACAUUUUUACGUGAGUCACGAAAAAAAACUUCUAUAUUGCUCAGUACCAAAAAUUGCCAGCACCAACUGGAAAAGAGUAGUUUUGCUGCUCGAAGGAAAAAUUAAAAGUUUAACGGAGAACGCGAAAGACACUGUUCACACAAUUCCUCAAACCAGACUGUUUUCAUUGAUUAGUAAAGGAGAGGUUAAUCACGUAUUAAAAAACUACCUUAAAUUUUUCAUCACAAGACACCCGUUUGAAAGAUUAGUAUCAGCUUAUCGUAAUAAGUUUGCUGAUAAUAACACAUAUUUCGAACGUUUGUUUGGCGUGCCUAUUCUUCGAAUGCACAGAACAAAUUUAACAAACACAGAAUAUGAAAGUGGGAAAGGUGUCACAUUUAAUGAAUUUGUUCAUUGGCUCAUUGAAAGAAACGUGUUUGAUGCUCACUGGGCGCCUGUAUAUUCACUAUGUUCUCCUUGCAUAAUACCUUUCGAUUUUAUAGGAAAAAUGGAAACCCUAUUAGAGGAUUCUGAAGAGAUUUUAUCAAUGAUAGGAGCAAAAAAUAUACAUUUUCCAGCUAAUCUUACUGACGGCUACAAAAUCUCAUCAAAAAAACUUAUGUAUGACUUGUUUUCAACAAUUUCAGGAGACACAAUACAAAAACUAUAUAAAAUGUAUGAAGCUGAUUUUGUGGCUUUUGAUUAUAAAAUUCCAGAAAAGUUAUUCUACAACUAAAAAACGUUUUAAGAAAAAGAAACUUUAAACAAGUUUUAAAUUCAUUCAAAAAAUUGCGUAAAAA